Molecule: messenger RNA, 1213 nt
Organism: Drosophila hydei
Lineage: Eukaryota; Metazoa; Arthropoda; Insecta; Diptera; Drosophilidae
Product: phenoloxidase-activating factor 2
Exons: 4
Coding region: 7-1170 (387 amino acids)
Biological process (GO): proteolysis
Molecular function (GO): serine-type endopeptidase activity
Source: RefSeq, a predicted model, not a curated record
UAGGCGAUGAAUGCAUUACGAUUAACACUUAGCCUGCUGCUCUGCCAGCUGCUCCGUGGCACUGCUGUGCGCUGCUGGAGCUUUGGCUCCCUAGCCGAGCAGACUGCACCACAGCCCAGCGAUGCAGGCAACCUGGAUAAUCAUACGCUGCUCGCGCGACAAUUGAUUGUGGGCACCUUGGUGCCUCCGUUAACCGCCAUUGUGACACCGACCGCAAGUAAUUGCCGUUGCGUGCCACCUGGAUCCUGUCCGAAUCCCUUGCCCACGCCUCCGAACGAUGGCAGUGGUCAGCUGGACAUACGCAUUGUGAACAAUGGCGGAUUGCCCACACCAGGCACUACGGCAGCUCCUUUGACCUGCAGUUAUGGGCUUGUGGCCUGCUGCCAGGCAGGCAACUAUCAAUGCGGAUUGCGUUUUCCACCGCCGCCAGGCUCGGCGCUGGCUAGCACUGGUCAAGCAAGCUUCGGCGCAUAUCCUUGGCAAGCUGCGCUGCUGACCACAGCGGACGUGUAUCUGGGCGGUGGGGCGCUAAUCACAGCACAACAUGUGCUAACAGCUGCCCACAAGGUCUACAAUUUGGCUUUGACCUCUUUUAAGGUGCGCCUGGGCGAAUGGAAUGCGGCCAGCAUCAGUGAGCCAAUACCGGCGCAAGAUGUGCUCGUCUCUAAUGUGUAUGUGAAUCCCGCUUUCAAUCCCAACAAUCUACAGAACAAUGUGGCCAUAUUGAAGCUGGCCACGCCCGUCUCUCUAACCAGCCGCUCCACCAUUGGCACCAUUUGCCUGCCGAGCAUCAACUUCGUGGGGCAGCGCUGCUGGGUGGCUGGCUGGGGCAAGAAUGACUUUGGACCGACGGGCGCAUACCAGGCGAUUAUGCGUCAGGUGGAUGUACCCUUAAUACCCAAUGCCAACUGCCAAACGGCGCUGCAGGCCACGCGCCUCGGUCCCGCCUUUGCCCUCAACCCCAUCAGCUUCAUCUGCGCCGGCGGCGAAGCUGGCAAGGAUGCAUGCACCGGCGACGGCGGCUCUCCCCUCGUCUGCACCAGCAAUGGGCUCUGGUAUGUGGUUGGCCUCGUCGCCUGGGGCAUUGGCUGCGGGCAGGCAAAUGUGCCCGGCGUCUACGUGAAUGUGGGCGCCUAUUUGCCCUGGAUACAGUCGACACUUCCACUGUGAGCACUUGCAAACGAAGGCUCCUCGCUGGGACAUCGAUUGCUCU